AUGUCAAAAUUUUUGUAAUCAAGCUUCAAAGUGUAGAGGUUUAUGUUGUUUUUCCUAAAAGUAAACAGAGGGAGUCUAUCGAUACCGUGUUGACCCGAUUGUCCAAACGGGUCAUGAAAACAUUUGGACCCAACCCGACCCGAUUCAUUUCUAGAAUAAGAAAACCCGCAAGCAUUUACACAAAAUCCCUCUUCAUUUUCAUUCGGAAAAAAAAAAAAAACUCUCAAAAUUCACCAUAUACCUACCAGAGUUAUCGCCGCUGGAGCUUCGCCGGAAUUAAAUGGAAGUGUCAUCGGAGAAGAAAGAAUUGGAUAACAAGAACACUAACAGCAACACUCAAACCCUAAACAUCGAUCCUUCGAUACCCGCCGAAGAUCGUGAACGCAUCGCCGCUGAUCUUAAAGCCGGCUUGCAUCCUCUCAAGAAUAAGUUUGUUUUCUGGUACACUCGCCGGACACCUGGGGUUCGAACACAAACAUCGUACGAGGAUAAUAUAAAGAAAAUUGUUGAUUUUAGUACUGUUGAAGGUUUUUGGGUUUGCUACUGCCACUUGGCUCGUCCAUCAACAUUGCCCAGCCCAACUGAUUUGCAUCUUUUCAAGGAGGGUAUUCGUCCAUUAUGGGAGGAUGCUGCUAAUUGCAAUGGUGGAAAGUGGAUAAUUCGUUUUAAAAAGCCUGUCUCAGGACGUUUUUGGGAGGACCUGGUUCUGGCUUUGAUUGGUGAUCAACUCGAUUAUGGUGACAACAUAUGUGGUGCCGUUUUGAGCAUUCGUUUCAAUGAAGACAUAUUGAGUGUGUGGAAUCGUAAUGCGUCAGAUCAGCAGGCUGUGAUGGCAUUGAGAGAUUCAAUCAAGCGACACUUGAAGCUUCCUAGUGGCUAUGUCAUGGAAUACAAAGCCCAUGAUGCUUCCUUGCGCGAUAACUCAUCUUACCGCAAUACUUGGAUAAGAUCAUAAGAACUGUAGUUGCUAAACUCUCAUUUCACUGUUACAACUUUCAGAAGAGAGACUGCACAGUUCGGUUUGUAGUUGGUCAAAUGAUUUUCAUGGCAAAAAUAGUUUACCAUGACCAUGUAAGAGCUAACAAUCGCGGUGAAAUCUACACACUGAUCUCUUCAAUAUCUGUAGUUCCUCUAAAGUGUAUGCACUUUACUCUAUUGACAUAUGGGUUAUUCCCAGUAUGUUACUUUUAACUUUAUGCACUUCAAGUAUCA
This is a messenger RNA of Capsicum annuum, 1212 nucleotides long. RefSeq names its product eukaryotic translation initiation factor NCBP. NCBI's taxonomy places the organism in Eukaryota, Viridiplantae, Streptophyta, Magnoliopsida, Solanales, Solanaceae. Gene Ontology annotation, cellular component: cytoplasm; eukaryotic translation initiation factor 4F complex. The coding region runs from base 281 to 955 and encodes 224 amino acids. The transcript is spliced from 6 exons. Gene Ontology annotation, biological process: translational initiation. Gene Ontology annotation, molecular function: RNA 7-methylguanosine cap binding; translation initiation factor activity. The record is from RefSeq and is a predicted model, not a curated record.